Molecule: messenger RNA, 2949 nt
Organism: Homo sapiens (human)
Lineage: Eukaryota; Metazoa; Chordata; Mammalia; Primates; Hominidae
Gene: PEX10
Product: peroxisomal biogenesis factor 10
Exons: 6
Coding region: 552-1157 (201 amino acids)
Biological process (GO): peroxisome organization; protein ubiquitination; protein import into peroxisome matrix
Cellular component (GO): peroxisomal membrane
Molecular function (GO): zinc ion binding; ubiquitin protein ligase activity
Source: RefSeq, marked reviewed
GUGACUGGGCUGUGCCAGUCUGGGGAUGAUCCCACAGCUGAGCUCCUGUAGAUGGAACCAGAGGUGAGGCAAGGAACUGGAGGCCCUCCCCACUGAGGUCAGCGGGGCGCAGACGCCCCCUUGUCGUGCCCUGCCUUCCUCCUGCAAUCCUGCAGGACUCUCCAGGGCCAAGUGCUGCCCUUGGGGCCAAAAAACAGGGCCUUCUCCUUCACCUGCCCUGCAGCCAUUCAGGUGCGAGGAAGUGGCUGGAGUGGAGGAAGGAGGUUGAGCUGCUCUCAGAUGUGGCCUACUUUGGCCUCACCACACUUGCAGGCUACCAGACCCUGGGGGAGGAGUACGUCAGCAUCAUCCAGGUGGACCCAUCGCGGAUACAUGUGCCCUCCUCGCUGCGCCGUGGCGUGCUGGUGACACUGCAUGCCGUCCUGCCCUACCUGCUGGACAAGGCCCUGCUCCCCCUGGAGCAGGAGCUGCAGGCUGACCCCGACAGUGGGCGACCCUUGCAGGGGAGCCUGGGGCCAGGUGGGCGUGGCUGCUCAGGGGCGCGGCGCUGGAUGCGUCACCACACGGCCACCCUGACUGAGCAGCAGAGGAGGGCGCUGCUGCGGGCGGUCUUCGUCCUCAGACAGGGCCUCGCCUGCCUCCAGCGGCUACAUGUUGCCUGGUUUUACAUCCACGGUGUCUUCUACCACCUGGCCAAGAGGCUCACGGGGAUCACGUACGCGCUGAGGCCAGAUCCCCUCAGGGUCCUGAUGAGUGUGGCGCCAUCUGCCUUACAGCUCCGUGUCCGCAGCCUGCCCGGAGAGGACCUGAGGGCCCGUGUUAGCUACAGGCUGCUGGGGGUCAUCUCACUGCUGCACCUGGUGCUGUCCAUGGGGCUGCAGCUGUACGGUUUCAGGCAGCGGCAGCGAGCCAGGAAGGAGUGGAGGCUGCACCGCGGCCUGUCUCACCGCAGGGCCUCCUUGGAGGAGAGAGCCGUUUCCAGAAACCCCCUGUGCACCCUGUGCCUGGAGGAGCGCAGGCACCCAACAGCCACGCCCUGCGGCCACCUGUUCUGCUGGGAGUGCAUCACCGCGUGGUGCAGCAGCAAGGCGGAGUGUCCCCUCUGCCGGGAGAAGUUCCCUCCCCAGAAGCUCAUCUACCUUCGGCACUACCGCUGAGCCGGCGCCCGGGUGGGCCUGGACACAGAUGACCUCUACGGGAGUCUGAACGCCAAGAUUUAGUCUCAGGAUUAACCUUGCUUGCACAGAAGUUAGAACACUCUCAGUUUUUUGUCAUGUAAGAUACUAACCUAGCCACCCUGGGAGAGAACAGAAAGCUGUCCCUGGCUGCGCUUUCUCAGCCCUGGGAGGGGCGCCUGAACCCAGAACAUUUCCCUAACCCCAACCUGGUAGGACUCAGCCACUUCUUCAGGAAUUUCACUUAUUUGGACGGGAUUUUAGGUUUCCCUCCCUUCCCCAAACCAUACAGUUGAGAAGUAAUUCAGAAGUAGGCCAGAAGACACUUUAUUCGUUUAUAUUGUGAGAAAACAGCCCCAUCAGGCUUGUGUUAAGGCAAUGGACUGAAUGAGUGCGUGCUGGGUGGGGUGGGGCACGGAGGCUGGCGGGUUGCUUCAGCCAGUGCAGUGAGAACAGCAGCCCCACGGCCCCAUGGGAGGCGGCGCUGCUCUCCCCGAGGGCGGCUGGGCAGAGCACAUCCCCCAGGACUUGAUGACCACACGGGGCAGAGAGAAACCAACCAAGGCCAGCACCUCCGUCGGAAGCAUUUGGCACACACACCUUCAAUACACGUCAAGGUCGCUUCCAGUUUUAGAAAACAGAAAUCUGCAUCUCAGCCUGAGACGCACAGAGAGGUCUCUUCCUGACCCAGACGCACUCACGAGCCAGGUCCUGGGGGUAUGGGGGCUGCCAGGGGCGCCCGAGCCCUCUCCUGGGGGGCCUGCUGGGCAGGCGACCUGCUGACCCACGGUCACUGCUGUGUUCAGCCCCUCAGCUCGGCCCCAGCCUAUUUCCCGCCUCCAUUUGAUGUUUCCAGGUUUUCAAAACUGCAUUUAACCUGCGCCAGAGAGUUCACCGUAGGCAUCUUUAAUAAACUAACUCCAGCAAAAUGUGGGUACGUUACUAACACAAGAUGGAACUUGAGAUUUCCUGAAGCGCAGUGUUAAAAUGCCUCGAGGGCGUGUGCCACAUUUCCCUGCUGACGUAAAACACCUGGCCAGCAGGACCGGCUUCCGGCAAAGACCCGCGCAAACCAUGUCUUGCUGUUUGACUUACUUAGGAAUGAGGAUGACCCUGUAUUCCUGGGUUAGUCAAGGUCAGCUUGCCAGAGACGGAGGAGGGCGGGGGGGCCGUGACCCUCUAGACUGGGAGGACCACCAGGAGAGGCACUGGGGGCUGCGGCCGGGUGGGCAGAUGCCGCCGUGGCUCCAUCCAUCAGCACCCAGUCCUUUGCUUCACUGUGCUCUGGCCAAGCGCGUGCGACUUCCUGUCACACCUUAGGCCUGAGCGCUUAUUAAGAAAACAGUAUGAAAAAUGACAAACACUCCUGUCCACAGUCUGAGAAUCCCAAGUGUCUCAACACGGUACCAGAAGUACCACCUGGGAGCAGCACUGGCUAUCUUGGGUCAGGGACACACAAGCUUGAACGUGGCCUCUUAGAGGAGCUCGAUGUCAGAUAUGUAAACACUGGUACAAGAAAAUCCAGACACUAAGCAUUCACCGUGUCAAUUCUGAGACAGGAAACACCGCCCAGAGUGAGGAGCCUGCGCAGCCCGGGGCCCAGGAGGAGAGGCCUUCACUCGCAUGUCAGUGUCUCAUCUGGGACCACAGCUGUGAUGUUCUGCUGUGCAAUAUGGGUCACCUUUCGAAAAGGCCAAACAAAAGGUGGGCUUUCCUGUGUCCAGCGACUGCCAUGUUUUAGGUAAAGACUUUAGUAAAGGUGGAGGUAAAAUCA